Messenger RNA from Pseudocercospora fijiensis CIRAD86, 822 nucleotides. RefSeq lists its product as uncharacterized. NCBI's taxonomy places the organism in Eukaryota, Fungi, Ascomycota, Dothideomycetes, Mycosphaerellales, Mycosphaerellaceae. The transcript has a single exon. Bases 83 to 706 code for a protein of 207 amino acids. The record is from RefSeq and is a predicted model, not a curated record.
ACAACCUUCAGCAUUGUACACAUCCCGCCGACCACUUCGGAGAAGAUUCCAACGAACGUUGCAAAAACAUCCACCGAUCACAAUGAAGUCUUUCAUCGCCAUCACCCUCGCCGCUGCUGCGAGCGCCGCAGCUAUGCCGGCGCCAGUCCCUCAAGCCGGCACCAGCUCUCCUCAGCCAUUUCUGGGCCAAGCACUUGCUGAAGGCACAGCAAUUCACCAAAUGUUUAUCAACGCGAAUGGUCUAAAAUUCUGGAUCGGCAAGAACACCACAACAUAUUGCCCAGAAGACUCAGUAGCAGCAGAUGCAUGCGCGACCGCGAACAAGAACCAGACCAUCUUUGGAUACCUCAAUGGAGAGUCCCAGCUGCCGCUGUUGACUCAAGUGCCAGGCGGCCAGCUGGCAUAUGUCACCGCGGGCGAUCAGACGGCUGGAAUACUUGCCGGUGAGCUGAGGUUUACCCCGGCACACUCUGGCCGGACCAACGGCCCUGCUCUGUACGAUGGGUUCUUGAAUGUGUACGAUGCGAAGCUGCAGUUUGAGGGGAAGGAUUGGUUUGCUUGCCCAGUCGAUGAAUUCAACACUGGGUACGGCAUCUGGGCUCAGAGUCGUGUGGAGGCAUCACAGGCAGGCGAAGGUUGCAUCUGCUUUACAUGGCACGUUUACCAGCUCGCCAACGACGUCGUCAAGGCAUGGCAGUAUUUGUAGAUGAACGCUCUGAAUUGCGUGGCGCAGCGUAGUAGCAUCGUGGGUUGAUUAGAAGAACCAUGGCAUUGUAGAUUACUUCACGCUUCAGCAUGUUCAAAUUCACAUCUAGCCAAGUU